Rhododendron vialii is the source of this 1203-nucleotide messenger RNA. RefSeq names its product protein FAR-RED ELONGATED HYPOCOTYL 3-like. NCBI's taxonomy places the organism in Eukaryota, Viridiplantae, Streptophyta, Magnoliopsida, Ericales, Ericaceae. Gene Ontology annotation, biological process: regulation of DNA-templated transcription. The record is from RefSeq and is a predicted model, not a curated record. Bases 1 to 1203 code for a protein of 400 amino acids. The transcript is spliced from 3 exons.
AUGGUAGAUUGGGUGCGGAGAGUUGGCAAGGAAAAUGGUUUUGUGAUUGUUAUAAGUAAAUCUGCUAGUAUAAAGGGCAACAAGAUGCCAAAGUGCAUUCUUAUUUGUGAAAUAGGAGGAUUGUAUAGACCGCCAUUGGAAGGGCAUUCAAUGCAAAUGAUUACUGGAACUAAGAAAUAUGAUUGCCCGUUUAAGCUGCGAGGUGUACCACAACCUCCAGACGGUGUCAUGUGGAGUUUGAAGGUUGUUAAAGAUUUUCAUAACCAUGAACCAACGGAAAGUUUUGAGGGACAUGAGUACCCGUCAAGGUUGACCCCAAUCCAGCAGCAAUUAGUUCGUGACAUGUCUAGCAGCACCGGGCCUCGAGAAAUUCUUAAUUUGCUGAGACAACAAGACUCGUCAAUUAGUACAGGAAUCAGGAGUAUUUACAAUGUGAAGGCACAGUAUAAGAAAGAGCAACUGGGGGGUCUAUCUCCUAUUGGGUACAUCUUGAAUGAAUUAAACGAGAAACAUUACAUUUACAACUAUCUUACAAAUGAACAAACCAACGAAAUCACAGAUAUUCUUUGGGUUCAUCCUACAAGCAUAGAGCUAUCUGUCAAUUUUUCGUCCGUGUUGAUUAUUGAUGCGACGUAUAAGAGUAAUGAGUAUCGAAUUCCACUCUUGGAAGUUAGAUGGAUGGUUGGAAAAGGGGCAGCGUUGCCAUUGGUGGUUAUUUCAAAUAGGGAUCUGGCACUUCUUGGCGCUAUUGAAAUCUGUUUCCCCUUGGCACAGCACAUCCUUUGUAUUUGGCACAUAAACCAGUGUGUAAUGAAGAAGUGUAGCCCUAUACUUGGUACGAGGUGGGACGAGUUUUCCGAUGCAUGGCAGUUGCUUAUUCAUUUAUCGACACCAGUGUCUUUGCAACAAAGGUGGAAUGCCAUGUGUGGAAACUUUGAGCAAUACUCUAAUGACAUACAAUACCUUUGGGAUAUAUGGUUGGGUCCUUACAAAGAGCGAUUUGUUGCAACAUAUAUAAACCAGUUUAUGCACCUCGGGAGCAAUUCAAGCCAAAGGGCGGAGUCUGCGCAUGCGAGGCUCAAACGAUACUUGGGAGAUACCAUGUCCAAGCUUCAAACAUCUUUUCAAAAAAUAGAAAAGAUGUUGACCAGUCAGUUCGGGGAUAUUCAGGGGUCGUUUCAGAAAUCUCUCAACAUUCCAUGA